Molecule: messenger RNA, 307 nt
Organism: Laccaria bicolor S238N-H82
Lineage: Eukaryota; Fungi; Basidiomycota; Agaricomycetes; Agaricales; Hydnangiaceae
Exons: 1
Coding region: 155-307 (50 amino acids)
Source: RefSeq, a predicted model, not a curated record
CCAUGCGAGCUCGGAUCGGAAUCCACUCGUUUGCAAGUCGACGUGACCGCCGACUGGGAGGGAUCCAGGCUGGUGUUUAGAAUUACCUAGGAGGUGACGAUGCGUUAACGGAGGGUCAUGAGGUGCAUGCUGCAGAGGACAGAGCAACCUUCGUAUGAGCGAGUUAUGGCCCCUCUCAGAAGUGAAUUCACCAAUCCACUUCCGCUCCCAUCGCUCCUCUGAGCAACGAACGCAGCCGCUUUAUCCUCCUCUUCUCACACACUUCAUCCUCGCAACCUUCUCUCCGUGCUGCGAAAUCAUCUCCUAG